AAAAUCAGAAUAAAAUUUUAGUUGGUUCACUAAAUUUUGGUUAGAAAGCACUUCUAUUUUAACGAAAGAAAAAGUGGCGUUUGGGUGAUUUCUUAUCUUCAACACAGAUGGGCGAUUCAAUUCUCCGAGGAGCUAGAAUGGCCGCCGAUUAAGCUUAAUCAACCGCUCGAUUUCCAGGCGGAGCCACCGUCCACCAUCUUCCUUCACCUCAACCUACUUUUUCCGAGCUGGCCCCAAUGAGAACGUCGACAUUUCUUCAUUCCGCCUACUUCUUGUUUCCCGUUCGUGGCUUCACCUGUUCGACAUCCAGGAAAUCCAUUCUUUUUGUCGCGCCCUGUAAAUUCAAACCCGCUUUCUUCAAUUUGCGAGCUAAACCGGACCGGCUGGUUGUAUUUUGUUAUGGGGAUUCCGAGAGAUCUGUACGGGAUGAACAGUCUAUUGGGGUCGAAGAUUCGAAUGUGACUUUGGUGGAGGAGAAUGUAGAGCGAAAUCGAUGGAAUGUAGAACUGGGUACCCCUAGUGUUGGAUUUCAGCUGCUCCCCAAAUUGAGCUUGAGCGACAAGGCUUUUCUUCUCUUGACAUUCAUUGCCCUAACGACUUCUGUGGCAUUUACAAGCCUUGUCAUUGCAGCUGUCCCAACGCUUAAUGCAAUGCGCAGAGCAGCCAUAUCACUUUCAAAGCUAGCUGACACGGCUCGUGAAGAACUUCCUGGUACAAUGGCUGCCAUUAGACUUUCUGGCAUGGAGAUCAGUGAUCUGACUCUUGAACUAAGUGAUCUAAGCCAGGAAAUAGCUGAUGGGGUAAACAAAUCUGCUCAGGCUGUCCAAGCAGCCGAAGCUGGAAUUCGCCAGAUCGGUGCACUAGCCCACCAACAAACUAUGUCAAUGAUUCAAGAGAGAGCAAGCCUGCCAAUUAUUUCUUUACAACCCGUUGUUGCUGGAGCAGCAAAGAAGACUUCUCAUGCCGUUGGCAAAGCUACACGAACCAUUAUGAAAAUGAUCUCAGGAGGAGAAAGUGUGGAGAAUGAUGAUGAUAAUAGUUUAGAUAGACUGGAAGUUUGACUGGUUCCUUGCUGAAAUCGAAAUCAGGGUGUAAAUAUUACACGAGCAUAUAUCAUGUACUUGUCAAUACGACGAUGACCGAAAUACAUGUUCAGACACUUAAAAUUUGAAAUCUUUAAACAAAGACAUUAAACAGCUUUAUCUUUUUUCCUCCA
Cucumis melo (muskmelon) is the source of this 1216-nucleotide messenger RNA. RefSeq lists its product as uncharacterized. The record is from RefSeq and is a predicted model, not a curated record. Lineage: Eukaryota; Viridiplantae; Streptophyta; Magnoliopsida; Cucurbitales; Cucurbitaceae. The coding region runs from base 237 to 1061 and encodes 274 amino acids. The transcript is spliced from 5 exons.